Calypte anna (Anna's hummingbird) is the source of this 1524-nucleotide messenger RNA. It is a transcript of the gene GLRA1, whose product is annotated as glycine receptor alpha 1. Gene Ontology annotation, molecular function: transmitter-gated monoatomic ion channel activity; transmembrane signaling receptor activity; extracellularly glycine-gated chloride channel activity. NCBI's taxonomy places the organism in Eukaryota, Metazoa, Chordata, Aves, Apodiformes, Trochilidae. The coding region runs from base 1 to 1524 and encodes 507 amino acids. The transcript has 11 exons. The record is from RefSeq and is a predicted model, not a curated record. Gene Ontology annotation, biological process: chloride transmembrane transport; signal transduction; chemical synaptic transmission. Gene Ontology annotation, cellular component: synapse; neuron projection; postsynaptic membrane.
AUGUGCAACGUCAACGCACUCGGAGUCUACGUGUGGGAGACGAUCGUUUUCUUCAGCCUGGCAGCCUCCAAAGAAGCUGAAGCAGCAGCACGAUCUGCCCCCAAACCCAUGUCUCCCUCUGAUUUCUUGGAUAAGCUGAUGGGACGAACUUCAGGAUAUGAUGCCAGGAUCAGGCCAAAUUUUAAAGGCCCACCAGUGAAUGUCAGCUGCAACAUUUUCAUCAACAGCUUUGGUUCGAUUGCAGAAACAACUAUGGAUUACAGGGUGAACAUCUUCCUGCGGCAGCAGUGGAACGACCCCCGGCUGGCAUACAAUGAAUACCCCGAUGACUCCUUGGACCUGGAUCCUUCCAUGCUAGACUCCAUCUGGAAGCCUGACUUGUUCUUUGCUAAUGAGAAAGGGGCCCAUUUCCAUGAGAUCACCACAGACAACAAGCUUCUGAGGAUCUCCAGAAAUGGCAAUGUCCUCUACAGCAUCAGGAUCACGCUGACUCUGGCCUGUCCCAUGGACCUGAAGAAUUUCCCCAUGGAUGUUCAGACCUGCAUCAUGCAAUUAGAGAGCUUUGGCUACACAAUGAAUGAUCUCAUAUUUGAGUGGCAGGAAAAAGGAGCCGUGCAAGUUGCUGAUGGGCUGACAUUGCCUCAGUUUAUCCUCAAAGAAGAAAAAGACUUGAGAUACUGCACAAAGCACUACAACACAGGCAAGUUCACCUGUAUAGAAGCUCGUUUCCACCUGGAGAGGCAGAUGGGUUAUUACUUGAUCCAGAUGUACAUCCCCAGCCUCCUUAUUGUCAUCCUGUCCUGGAUCUCCUUCUGGAUCAAUAUGGAUGCUGCACCUGCUCGUGUUGGCCUGGGUAUCACCACAGUGCUCACUAUGACCACACAGAGUUCUGGCUCCCGAGCAUCACUGCCCAAGGUGUCCUAUGUGAAGGCCAUAGACAUCUGGAUGGCUGUGUGCUUGCUGUUUGUGUUCUCUGCACUUCUGGAGUACGCGGCCGUCAACUUCGUGUCCCGGCAGCACAAAGAGCUGCUCAGGUUCAGAAGGAAGAGGAGGCACCAUAAGAGUCCCAUGCUGAAUCUGUUUCAGGAGGACGAAACUGGGGAGGGCAGGUUCAACUUCACUGCCUACGGGAUGGGACCAGCCUGCCUACAAGCCAAGGAUGGCAUUUCCGUCAAGGGGGCCAACAACAACAACACAGCCAACCCCGUCCCCCCGCCCUCCCGUUCCCCCGAGGAGAUGAGGAAGCUUUUCAUCCAGAGAGCCAAGAAAAUUGACAAGAUCUCCCGCAUAGGCUUCCCCAUGGCCUUCCUCAUCUUCAACAUUUUCUACUGGAUCAUCUACAAGAUCGUCCGCAGAGAGGAUGUGCACAAUCAUUAUGGGUUUGCUGAUCAAACAUUUUGUGACUUUUGGAUAGAGGAAAACAAAUAUAUUAUCUCUCUCAUCCUCAUCAGACAGCAUCCAAUGGGAAACCCAAGAAGGACAUCAGGGCUUUCAUCAGAAAUCACAGGGCUGCCUGCAUGGUGA